GUCCUCAGUAUUUGGAUGGAAUUUAAAACUGUGAAACUGAAUGGGAUCACCAAAGUCACUAGUUGUCCAUAAGAAAGUAAUAUAGUAGGGGGUGAGGGAGGGAAGGAGGCAAGGAUGGAAACAGGGAAACUGGUUAGAAGGAUAUUAGAGUGAUGCAUAGGUGAGUUCAAUUUCAAGGGUCUGGGGAAAAGAGCAGGAAUCAAAGGAAGCUAAGAAGGGGUGACUGAGAUGGGAAAGCCACAGGUGUGUGGAGUCAGUGAGCAGAGUUACCAGGCAGAGCCAGUUAUGGGUGAACUCCGUCAGACGUUGCUGACAGUUCAGAACAGUUAAACACAAAACUACACUGAAAUUCAAACUGAUUUACUAGAGUAUACUAGUAUACUCUUAAAAAAAGUAUACUGCUAAGUUCAAGUCUAGAAACACUGCUUACGGAAUUGACUGUUACUUUACAGGGUUCCUUUUGAGUUCAGGAUACUUAAACUGCCUUGUCGUGCGGUCCCCUGUGAUGUGUUUUCACUGACAUGGUUAUUUAAGAGAAGAUAAGCUUUUGAAACAUACAGUCUGACUCUGCUCUUAUUCUUGAGGUUUCUGAUCUUCAGUGUCCUUACCUGUAAACUGGGAGAAAGCCUACUGUGUGAAGAAAUGAGCCGUCAGACUGCCACAGCAUUACCUACCGGUACCUCCAAGUGUCCACCAUCCCAGAGGGUGCCUGCCCUGACCGGCACAACCGCGUCCAACAAUGACUUGGCCAGUCUGUUUGAGUGCCCAGUCUGCUUUGACUAUGUGCUGCCACCCAUCCUCCAGUGCCAGAGUGGCCAUCUCGUCUGUAGCAACUGUCGCCCAAAGCUCACAUGUUGUCCGACUUGCCGGGGCCCCUUGGGAUCCAUUCGCAAUUUGGCUAUGGAAAAAGUGGCCAAUUCAGUACUUUUUCCUUGUAAAUAUGCCUCUUCUGGAUGUGAAAUAACUCUGCCCCACACAGAAAAAGCAGACCACGAAGAGCUCUGUGAGUUUAGGCCUUACUCCUGUCCGUGCCCGGGUGCUUCCUGUAAAUGGCAAGGCUCUCUGGAUGCCGUCAUGCCCCAUCUGAUGCACCAGCAUAAGUCCAUCACCACCCUGCAGGGGGAGGAUAUAGUUUUCCUUGCUACAGACAUUAAUCUUCCUGGUGCUGUUGACUGGGUGAUGAUGCAGUCCUGUUUUGGCUUUCACUUCAUGUUAGUCUUGGAGAAACAGGAAAAAUACGAUGGUCACCAGCAGUUCUUUGCAAUUGUACAGCUGAUAGGAACACGCAAGCAAGCGGAAAAUUUUGCUUACCGACUUGAGCUAAAUGGGCAUAGACGGCGAUUGACUUGGGAAGCGACUCCUCGGUCCAUUCAUGAGGGAAUUGCAACAGCCAUUAUGAAUAGUGACUGCCUAGUCUUUGACACCAGCAUUGCACAGCUUUUUGCAGAAAAUGGCAAUUUAGGCAUCAAUGUAACUAUUUCCAUGUGUUGAAAUGGCAAUCAGACAUUUUCUGGCCAGUGUUUAGAACUAUUGCAUUCAAUUUCACAGGAAAUAAGGCACCCAUCUGCCUGCCAGCCUGAAACUCUUUUGGUGGGUGGAAGGUGGAUACAUGAAGGUUAAAUAAAAGAAAGGCUGUUAAAUACAGGAAGCAGUUGCAUGUAGUAACACUAAUAUAUUUAAAAAUAAGUCAACAGUAAACCACUGAAAAAUAUAAAUAUAUAUAUACACCCAAGAUGGGCAUCUUUUGUAUUAAGAAAGGAAGCAUUGUACAAUAAUUCUGGGUUUUGUGUUUGUUGUAGAUUGAUUGUAUUGCUGAAAAAUACUGGGUUGGUUUUUUUGUGUGUGUGUGUGAGUGCGUGUGUGUGCGCGCGUGAAUGUGUGUGCUUGCGUGUCUGAGUGUGUGUGUGCGUUUCUUCUCUUGAACUGACAAGCCAUCUUGCGUGGCCUUGGGCCACUGCUUCUCCCCUUUGUGAGUCAUUACAUAGUGCUGCUUUGUUUUUUUGUGUGUGUGUGUGUGUUCAUUUGCUAAUUUUUAUUCUAGUUUUUCAUUAAAUUUGACUUUACUUUUCUUGUAAUUCAGGUUUUUCCUCACCUUUCUUUUGUACCAUUUUAAAGUUAGCAUCCUUUGACAUGCAUUCUUGUUGAUGGUAAAGUUCAUACUGCGUUCCAUACUUAAUUCUCUGUCUCCCAUUAAUCAGUUCAUUAGAAUUAUUUUAAAUUCAGUUAUUUGGUGAAGUUCCAGAAGAGAAAGGUGACAUCAGAAAAGUUAUCAAAAGCUUGUUGAAAGCAGCUCUAAGAUGGUCUCCUUCUUUCUCUUUUUCUCUUUCUGUUCUACAAUUGAGUCAUACCUUCAAACUUAAUCUUUGAAAAGUUAAGAAAUAAAUUGAUUUUUAAAUAUUGAAAAAAAAUCAGGCCUUUUUUCUCUUUUUUCAAAUACCUUGGACAAAUCACAUGUUUAAAAUUUGUUCUUAUUUAUUGGUUUUGCAAAAGAAGGUAUCGUCAUGCACAGUAUUUGUAAUAAAAAGCAAAUCAUUUGUUUAAAAAAGGCAGUUUGCAAAAAAAGUAUGUUUUUGGUCUUUUAUAAUUCUCAUUAAAAAGAUAUCUGGCAAAUUAAAAGAAUCUUACUGUGUUU
Messenger RNA from Otolemur garnettii (small-eared galago), 2632 nucleotides. It is a transcript of the gene SIAH1, whose product is annotated as siah E3 ubiquitin protein ligase 1. NCBI's taxonomy places the organism in Eukaryota, Metazoa, Chordata, Mammalia, Primates, Galagidae. Bases 643 to 1491 code for a protein of 282 amino acids. The transcript is spliced from 3 exons. Gene Ontology annotation, cellular component: cytoplasm. The record is from RefSeq and is a predicted model, not a curated record. Gene Ontology annotation, biological process: multicellular organism development; proteasome-mediated ubiquitin-dependent protein catabolic process. Gene Ontology annotation, molecular function: zinc ion binding; ubiquitin conjugating enzyme binding; ubiquitin protein ligase activity.